AUGACAUGUUUCUAUCUGCUAGAAUUUCCACGACUGACAACAGGAGCCAAUGUGAGCCAAGUUACAGAACUCACUCUCGAAGGUGGAAACAUAAUCAGCAUAUCCAACAACAGUCUACCUCCUGGUCUUAUCUCACUGGAUCUAUUUCGCCACCCAUUCACUAAUAUUUCUGACGAUGCCUUCGACUCAUCAUUGGCAACUCUACGAAGUCUAUCCAUUGUAGGAGCAAAGUUUACUAGUUUACCAGCAGCACUAAAGAAACUGACCAGCCUAACUCGUCUAGUCAUUGAUGAUACUAGGAUACAGUUUUGGGAUACUGUUCUACUGAAUCACCUUGCAGACACAGUGGAACAUCUUCAGUUGAGUAAUAUGGGUCUAUCUAAAUGGCCAAGCUGGAUUUCUGACUUUCGUUUGUUACAUACUUUAGACCUAAGCUCAAACCCUCUAAAGUCUAUCCCAAAAGAUGCCCUUAAUUUUAUCAAAGACUUAUUAACUUUUCUCAGCCUGAAAGGUACAGGUUUGACCUACAUACCACAAGCUUUGAUGGUACUUUCAAAUCUGACUACUCUGGACUUGAGCAGCAACAAUAUUACGGACGUGUCUGAAGUUGAAAACCUGGUCAAAUCAGCAUUUUCUCAAACGCUGUCAGUUUUACAUUUAGACUCAACUGGACUGACCAGAAUGCCAAACCUUUCAAAUUUGACAAGACUACAUUCAUUAACCUUCACUCAUAACAAAAUAUCGGACGUACCUGCUGGCUCACUUCCUUUAUCUCUAACGUCGCUGUACCUUUCCUUUAAUGGUAUUAAAUCUGUACCGAAAGAUAUUUCUAGCAUGACUGGUCUUUCAUACUUAGACUUGUCUGGCAAUCUAUUGACAUAUAUCGAACCAAACUCCUUUCCGUCCAGUCUGACGGACUUGCACCUUAGCUUCACUAAUUUAACCACCAUUACAAACACAACUUUCAGUAAUCUCAAUCUUCUACGCAUUUUAGAUUUGAGUUACAACUACUUUUCAACAUUUCCACAUGCAGCAUUCACAGAUCUGGUAUCGUUGAUAUACCUUUACUUGAGUGACUGCAACCUGACAGAAUUCCCACUAGCUUUCACAGCGUUGAACCCACAGACAGACAUAUUCUGGACCAUGGUUCAUGAUCCGGCUUGUCCUUGUCCAGCGGCUCAAGAACUAAUCCAGUGGUCAGCCUCACUGAAACACCCUUCGUACAUGGAAGGACGCUGCAGUAAUGGACAGUCAAUUGCCUCAUACUUGAGUGGUCAGUGUGGACAGCAGCCGGUUGCUCCCUAA
Candidula unifasciata is the source of this 1305-nucleotide messenger RNA. NCBI's taxonomy places the organism in Eukaryota, Metazoa, Mollusca, Gastropoda, Stylommatophora, Geomitridae. The record is from the annotation of a GenBank genome assembly.